This is a messenger RNA of Clunio marinus, 192 nucleotides long. The record is from the annotation of a GenBank genome assembly. NCBI's taxonomy places the organism in Eukaryota, Metazoa, Arthropoda, Insecta, Diptera, Chironomidae.
AUGACAAUGAAGAUUAUUAAAUGGAAAGCCGUCAUGAUGAUGACGACAUCAGAUGACUCAGAAUAUGAAAUGUGCGAAUUUCUCGAUGCUCCGUUAUCGUCAACAGACUUGUUAGAGCCAAAUGCAACAACAACGAGAACUACAAGUCGUUUCGUUGAUGGAUUUCUUCUAAAGCAGGCGGUUUAUGAGUGA